Molecule: messenger RNA, 933 nt
Organism: Daldinia decipiens
Lineage: Eukaryota; Fungi; Ascomycota; Sordariomycetes; Xylariales; Hypoxylaceae
Product: mitochondrial cytochrome c oxidase subunit VIa
Exons: 4
Coding region: 237-647 (136 amino acids)
Biological process (GO): mitochondrial electron transport, cytochrome c to oxygen
Cellular component (GO): mitochondrial inner membrane
Molecular function (GO): enzyme regulator activity
Source: RefSeq, a predicted model, not a curated record
GUCGUAGAAAGCCACAAAAACGUAUCCGCCGUAUCCCCGCAGAUUUUGGCCGGGCUCUAAAGGUCUAAUCCAAUCAAAAGCUGACCUCAUUCGACAAUUGACAAUUGAAAUCAGACCACCAAAUCUACAACGACGUCUACAUUACAUACAACAUACAACAUACAACAUACAACACUCUCCCCUGUAAACAACCAACGAAUAUAUAAUAAUAAAUAAUAAGCGAAUAGACCACUACGAUGCUUCCACAGCGACAGCUUCUCCGCGCGACGCCGCGCCUGGCUUCCCAGCUGCGUGCCGCCAACACCGCACCCGUCUUCCGCUCCGCUCUGCAGCGCCGCUUGGCUUCGACCGAGAACGCCUUCAUCAAGGAGCGACAGGCUGUCAAGGAGCACGCUGCCGCCACCACGGAGCUCUGGCGCAAGAUCUCCAUCUACGCCGUCAUCCCCGCCCUAAUCCUCGCCAGCGUCAACGCCUACAACCUAUACCAGGAGCACUGGGAGCACUGGUCGCACCUGCCCCCCCUAGAGGAGCGCGUCGAGUACCCCUACCAGAACAUCCGCACCAAGAACUUCCCCUGGGGCGACGGCGACAAGACCCUGUUCUGGAACGACAAGGUCAACUACCACAACAAGGACAAGACCACCUAAGCGCCCGGCCGUAGUUGAAAGCCUAUAGUGUGGAAUUGCCCGCGAUGAACUAACUAACUACCUGACUAUGGGAGGCGUAGGAGCGGAGGGAAGUGCAUGCGGGAAUCAGUCAUAGAGCAGGUCGCCCUCGACGAGCAAGACGAGAGACGGACGGGCUGUUUGUGUAUCUUCGCCGUUGUAGAUAUGUCAUUCCUUUUGUCAAUCCAAAAGCAGAUCAACCAUCUUAUCCUACCUUGGACAAGCCCACCUAACUCCUAUAUACACAUCAUUACUUAUUUGUUAUCUU